Ostrea edulis (European flat oyster) is the source of this 1810-nucleotide messenger RNA. RefSeq names its product aromatic-L-amino-acid decarboxylase-like. NCBI's taxonomy places the organism in Eukaryota, Metazoa, Mollusca, Bivalvia, Ostreida, Ostreidae. Bases 71 to 1516 code for a protein of 481 amino acids. Gene Ontology annotation, molecular function: carboxy-lyase activity; pyridoxal phosphate binding. The transcript is spliced from 14 exons. Gene Ontology annotation, biological process: amino acid metabolic process. The record is from RefSeq and is a predicted model, not a curated record.
AUCUAUUCAUAUUAAAGAAAUUAAGAAUAAACACGGAGCGUGAACAUCCGGCGUUUCCUCGGAGUUUUCAAUGUGUCUAUCGAGAUCCACUGACAUGGACGCUGCGGAAUUUCGAGUCAAAGCUAAAGAAGUUGUAGAUUUCAUCGCGGACUACAUGGAGACUAUAGGAAAUAGACGAGUCUCCCCCAGGGUCAGACCCGGCUACUUGACAGGAACCUUUCCAAAAUUCGCUCCGACGGAGCCCGAAUCUUUUGAUGAUCUGAUGAAAGAUUUCCAUGGUAAAAUUUUGCCGGGGAUUCUGCAUCACCAACACCCCCACUUUAAUGCCUACUUCCCGGUUGGUCAUUCAUUUGCUUCAAUUCUGGGCGCCAUGUUGUCUGAUGGAAUCGGCAGCAUCUCGACAUCCUGGGCAAUAAGUCCCGCCUGUACAGAGCUGGAGAUGAUCGUUACUGAUUGGAUAGGUAAGACAUUGUUCAGUAAACUGAUCUCUUUACCGAUCCAAUUUUUACAUGAAGGGGGGAUAGGAGGUGGGUCCAUUCAGGGCUCCGGAAGUGAGUGUGUUUUCUUGGCACUCUCAGCAGCAAAACGAAAAGGACUUCAAAGUGUCCCAGCAGGCCAAAAUCCCCGGCUUGUCGCAUAUACUUCUUGUUUGGCUAACAUCUGUGUACAAAAGGCCAGUUUAUUGGCGUCUGUUACUCUACGUCAAAUUCCUGUGGACAAGAACCUCUCUUUAUCUGUGGCAGCCUUGAAGAAAAGCAUCACGGCAGACAGAGCAAGUGGAUUCACGCCUUUCUUUGUCUGUGCCACAGUGGGCACCACCUCUUGUUGUUCCUUUGACAAUGUAUCUGCGUUGGCGGAGGUGUGCGACAAGGAGAGUCUUUGGCUGCACGUCGAUGCUGCCUAUGCCGGUUGCGCACUGAUCUGCCCGGAAUACCAGUACCUCAUUGACGGGAAAGAGAGAUUUACCUCCUUUUCGUUUAACCCACACAAAUGGCUGCUUACAACCGUGGAAUGCGCUCUGCUUUGGGUGAAUGACAAGAAAUCCCUAACGGACUGCUUGACCGUGAAUGCUACAUAUUUACAGCACAGACACCAAGAUGUAACGACUGAUUUUCGAAACUGGGGCAUUGGUAUUACUCGUCCAUUCAGAGCUCUGAAGGUGUGGUUUGUGUUGCGUUUGUAUGGGACAAAGGGAUUACAAGAAUUUAUUCGAAAGCACAUCAAACUUGCCAAGAGGAUGAAAGACUACAUUGAGGCCAGCCCUAUUUUCGAAAUAGUUGGACAAUCAAACUUAGGAUUAGUCGCGUUUCAUGUUAUGGGACCAAAUCGACUGACGACACAGCUCCUGCAGAAAGUGAAUGAUUCCGGUACUCUGCACGUGACAGAGGCGUCAGUGAAUAGCCGCUCCGUUAUCCGAUAUGUUGUCUGCGCCGAGAAUGCCGCAGAAGGUGACGUAGACUUCGCCUGGAACGUCAUUUCGUCUGCUUCUGACGAGAUAUUUUCUAGUAGGGGAUGACGAAUAUAAAUCUUUAUUGCUGUUCAAGGUCAAUCUGGUAGUGUUUAACGGCAUAUUGUGAUGUCGAUGAUGGAAUUCCUGGUAUCUGUUGUAGUCUUUUGCUGUUUAUUUUACUCCUAUAUUGGGAGUACAAAGAAGACAGUCGUGGACAGAACCACCAAAAAUAUUCACGCAGAAUUAACCAUCUUCAUUAUAAAUUGCUUUAUUCUAUGUGUUAAAAAAGUCGUUUUGGGCGAGACCCUUUGAAGUUGUUUUAUUUUUUUGUUAGAUUUCACAGGGUGUGAAAUCUAGAAU